AUGGCCGCCAACUUCGACCCGCCCAGCACGCUGAAGCCCGCCCAGGUCGCGGCGGCGAUGAUUGAGCAUGGCGUCGUGAAGCACCGGACCCGCGCAGACGUCGUGUUCUUCAAGGCGGUCGCAGCCGGCGUGAUGCUCUCCUUCGGAGGCCUGCUUUCUGAGAUCGUGUCGGGCGGUUCGGCAGGGAUCAACGCCUCCAACCCGGGCCUGGUCAAGUUCCUCGGGGGAGCCGUCUUUCCCGUGGGUCUGAUAAUGAUUGUACUUCAAGGACAAGAACUAUUGACGAGCAACAUGAUGAUCUAUCCAAUGGCAUGCAUCAGAGGUGCAGUCCCAUGGUGGGGACUGCCCUACAAUUGGCUCAUCGUCACUUUCGGAAACCUGUGCGGGAGUCUGUUCUUCGCGUCUGUGUUGACCAAAUACACCGGUAUCAUCUCCACGCCACCGUACAACGCGUACGCUGUCACGUUCGCCAUGCACAAGGCGGUAGAGCCGGAGUGGCACCAGAUAUUCUUGCGUGGGAUCGGCUGCAAUUGGCUGGUUUGCGUGGCUGUCUGGCAAGCCGCAGGGGCGCGCGACACGCUUUCGAAGAUCGUGGCGCUGUGGGUCCCAAUUAUGAUUUUCGUCACCUGCGGGUACGACCACGUUGUGGCAAACAUGUUCUCCGUGCCACUUGGGAUCCUAUUCGGCGCGGACCUCACCGUCGCAGGGUACAUCCGGAAAUCGCUCAUCGCCGCGUACCUCGGCAACAUCAUUGGCGCCCUCCUUGUCGCCCUCCCAGCGCUGUACUUCUUCGCUCCCCAGUACACGCCCGCCGGUGCGCUGCGCCAGGUCGAGGAGGGCGAGGGCUUCAACGGCGGUGCUGGGCCCUCAACGGGCGCGCGCGGGAGCUCUUCCGAGGAGAACGUGAACGAGAAGCGCCCGGCGGACGUCUACGAGGUUGACAGCAAGCGCUCGCAGUAG
Molecule: messenger RNA, 960 nt
Organism: Trametes versicolor FP-101664 SS1
Lineage: Eukaryota; Fungi; Basidiomycota; Agaricomycetes; Polyporales; Polyporaceae
Product: Formate/nitrite transporter
Exons: 12
Coding region: 1-960 (319 amino acids)
Biological process (GO): nitrite transport; transmembrane transport
Cellular component (GO): membrane
Molecular function (GO): high-affinity secondary active nitrite transmembrane transporter activity
Source: RefSeq, a predicted model, not a curated record